CCGCAGCGCCGCCGCUUCGCCGCUGGCGCCGGGUCCGCGGAGGGCGGAGGCAUGCCCAGGAGGAGCAUCGCGGAGGUGAAGGUGCUGGACGUGCAGAAGCGGCGCAUCCCCAACAAGCACUAUGUGUACAUUAUCAAAGUCACCUGGUCCAGUGGGUCCACUGAAGUCAUAUACCGACGGUACAGCAAGUUCUUUGACUUGCAGAUGCAAAUGCUGGACAAGUUUCCAAUGGAAGGAGGUCAGAAGGACCCCAAGCAACGAAUCAUCCCCUUUCUGCCAGGGAAGAUCCUCUUCCGCCGAAGUCACAUCCGAGAUGUUGCUGUCAAGCGUCUGAUACCUAUCGAUGAAUACUGCAAGGCUCUGAUCCAGCUGCCUCCCUACAUCUCUCAGUGUGAGGAGGUUCUUCAGUUCUUUGAGACAAGACCUGACGACUUGACUCCCCCCAAAGAAGAACCCAUUGGAAAGAAGAAGUCUGGGUUUAUCCAGAGAACGGCUUCUUUCCUUCAGAGAGGAGCUGAUUCAGCGUCAGUCGAUCCCUUGGUGCUGGAGCAGUAUGUCGUGGUGGCGGACUACCAGAAGCAGGAGAGCUCCGAGAUCAGCUUGUGCGUGGGCCAGGUGGUGGAUAUCAUUGAGAAGAACGAAUCAGGCUGGUGGUUUGUGAGCACAUCAGAAGAGCAAGGCUGGGUGCCAGCGACCUGUCUGGAAGCUCAGGAUGGCGUCCAGGAGGAAUUCUCUAUGCAGCCUGAUGAAGUCCCAUGGAGAUACUGGUCUCUGCCCAGGCACAUUGGCCGCCGUCGGACUCUUGGGGACUUGUACACCAGUGGAUGGGGUCCAGAGGAGAAGUACACGGUUAUUUACCCCUACAUUGCAAGAGACCAGGAUGAAAUAAACCUGGAUAAAGGGGCUGUGGUGGUGGUGAUCCAGAAGAACCUGGAAGGCUGGUGGAAAAUCAGGUACCAGGGCCAAGAAGGCUGGGCCCCGGCCUCCUAUCUCAAAAAGGGGAACGGAGAACUGUUUUCACAGAAGCUGGGGUCAGGCUCCUCCGCUCAUUCAUGUGCCUUGGAUCUGGAUGGCAUCUCCCGGCAGCAGAACGCAGCAAGCCGAGAGAAGGACGGGCUUGCCAGCCAGAGAGAUGGGAGAUUUGACAGCCGUCCCCUGCCUAAUGCUGACAUUCGACGCAAGUCUCCAAAGAUGAGGCAGAGACCCCCUCCUCGUAGAGAUCUCACCAUACCACGUGGUUUGAACCUGCCUAAACCUCCUGUCCCUCCUCAAGUGGAAGAGGAGUAUUAUACCAUAGCUGACUUCCAGACCACCAUCCCAGAUGGCAUCAGCUUCCAGGCAGGAAUGAAAGUAGAGGUUAUUGAGAAGAACUUGAGUGGCUGGUGGUACAUUCAGAUUGAGGAAAAGGAAGGCUGGGCUCCUGCUACUUUUAUUGAUAAAUACAAGAAAACUAGCAAUGCAUCCAGACCAAACUUCCUGGCUCCAUUACCCAAUGAAAUGGCCCAGCUCCGGGUUGCUGAUGCCGCAGUGGAAAAUAGUGCCAAUGAAGAAGCCACUGGACCGUGCAGGCCACUGCCAGAGGCUCCUCCAAAUGGUAUGGACUGUGGUAUGAAGUGGGCCAAAGACUGGAAAGGGAAAGAGGCUGCUGAGAGUGCAGAUAUAGCCUUCACCUCUGGGUAUGAGGAGAUCUCAGACCGUGAUGUGGAGGAGAAGCCCAGCCUGCCACCCAGGAAGGAAUCAAUCAUUAAAUCAGAAGGCGAGUUAAUGGAGAGGCAGAGGCCUCCUCCCAAGCCUCCAGGCAUGAUUUUGCCCAUGAUCCCACCGAAGCAGGCAGCAGCCCCAAAGGACAACAAAAAGCCAGAGCUGAAAACGGAGAAAGGCAAACUGUUCCAACUGAAAAACGAAAUGGGACUGGAAUGUGGACACAAGGUGUCGGCCAAGGAAGUAAAGAAGCCAAAUCUCCGACCUAUUGUCAAGCCAACCAAGCCAAAAACUGAGCCCUUGGAGGACAAGCCUGAGCCACUUACCCAGAAUCCUUUCUUGAAAUCAAGACCUCAGAUCAGGCCAAAACCUGCUGCUGCUCCCCGGGCUGACCCACCUCCAGCUGAUGAUAAACUGGACAUUUGUAGCCUGCGAAGCAAGCUUAGACCUGCAAAGUGCCAAGAGAAACCCUCUGAGCAGGAUACCGCUGCCAGUGAAAACUCCUUCAGUAAUACCACGAUCCCCUCGGAGACUUCUGGAAGGUUUCAGGAGCGACCAAGUGUGGAGAGCAAGCCUUUGCCUAAACUGGACAGCCAAAUCUCAAAAGAAGCACUGCCCAAAUGUCCUCUGGGCCCAGCAAAGAUAGCUCACCCUGAGCCAAAGAGUGACUACCCAACUCCUAGGGAGCCCCCGCCUCAGCGGCCUGUUGUACCACCUCGUAGACCACCACCCCCCAAAAAAACAGCAUGUCCUGCCUCUGGCCCCAUGUCAGAGGUGAAAACCCCAGCACGGGAAGCGCCUGAAAUCAGAUCUUCCGCUGUACCUGGCAGGCCCAUGCUGGUUCCACCGAAAGCGAAACCGUUCCUGUCUGCUUCAAGCCAAGAUGAAACCAAAGUGAAAAGCAGCUUAGUCCCAAAGGUAAUAUCCAAACCAGUGGAGAGAGGGGAAGCCAAGGAGAAGACCUCUGUCCCCUUCUCCAAUCUGGACAUCUCCAAGGAAGCUCUCUACGUGGCAGUGGCAGAUUUUGAAGGUGAUGAGGAGACCAACAGCUUUAAAGAAGGGACUUUAUUUGAAGUUCGUGAGAAGAACAGCAGUGGCUGGUGGUUUUGCAAGGUCCUGACUGGUGGGCCUUGUUGGGAGGGCUGGAUCCCUUCCAAUUAUCUAAGAAAGAAGCCAUAGUCUGUCCUCUGUUUACAUGGUUGCAGGUUCCUUGUUCUCUCACCUGAGUAUUUAAAUAGCUUAUUAAUUUAUAGCUUGCCAUAAGACUGGCUUUAAAAACAAAAAAAAAAAAAAAAAAAAAAAAGAAAGUAAAGAGAGCUACCUUACAUUCCAAUUUGUCCCCUUCUGAGGUAGCAUGCAAGAAGCAGGCUCAACACAUGCAGCUAGGCCUCUGGUCUGUGUGCCCUCACCCUCCCUCCUCCCCACAUCCCUGGAAAUACUUCUCUCCUUUUGCCGUGUACAACAGCCCAGCCAUGUAGUGCUGUUCUGAACAAGCUUCAUGGCAUACAGUGGCUAAGAUGGUUCUCCCUGCUGGGGAGGACAUUAAUAUCUUGAUAGGCAUUUUUGCCACCUGUACAGGGAAUUCGAAGGAAAUAUAGCAGGAGGCAGGUCGAGGAAAUGAAGCUUGGCCUGAUAGCAGUGAAGGAAGUCUGUAUUCACAAAAUGAUUUGCUUCUCCCUGAGACUCAGGGUCAUGGUUAAAUGUUAUACAUCAUAUUGCUUAGUUCAGGUGUGUAGCAGAGUCACAGGAAACAAGAAAAUAAGGAGAAAUGAUUGUUCAGAGCCAGGUCCCUAUAGCUCUGUGUGCACGUACAAGCACAUAUGUACGUUGGAGGUCAGCAGUUAUGCUCUAGUUAAGGUCUGUGCCUUGCUUCCCCACUGCGCAUGCCAUAAGAAAGGUCCUUCUCUGUUCUGUAAUGACAAGUGUUAAUUUAAACAUCUUCCUCUUGGGAAAAACACACACGCGCACACACACACACACACACACACACACACUACAGGUCCUCUCUGUGCUCAUCCAGGGCUCUAUGCAGACUUAUACCUUGUAGUGUUACAACCAAAUGAGGUAUUUUGCUUCAGUAGCUGAAGAAUACUAUGCAAUGCGCAGAGGACUGGAGUGACCCUAUAAGCCCUGGAAAGAUGAUGCUUUGCUUUCCUUCCAAUGCAGACUGUACUGCCUGUUGGACUAACCGGGGACGGACUGUUCCCGUGACCCACCGAGCUUCCCAGGGCUGGCAGGCAGCAGCCAGAGGUGGGUCCUUUAGUAGGUGCUGAUAUUAUGAAGUGCAAUCCAGAACGUGGGAGUUCAGCUCCUCAUGACAGCCAGUUGUGAGGUGUGUCUGGUGCUCAGGUGUUCUCUGUCUCUCUGGUUAAAUUCACUUCCUAAUGCUUUCUUAUUUUACUUUUCUUCAUUCUGCUGAGGGGAAGGGAAUAGCAUGGAAGAAUACAAACUUCUAGUUGACUCCAUCUUCCUGACCGUGCUGGUUUGUUAAAUUUUCUGAGAUGCCUUGUUUGUCUCCCCAUCUGUCUGUCUUCCUGUACUCUAAAUACUUUCAUUACAUCCUGUGUGUUAGUCUGCUUGGGGGCUUCAAGUCAAACUGCACCUGUUUUUUUUUUCCAUGAAACUCCUACCUGCCAAGCAUAAUCUUGCAACAUUUAUCCAGGCUUGCAGCAUUUAUCCCAGCAGGAAGACAAAUGUAGUGUGCCCAGCUGUCAUUCCCUUGUGCUCCAUCUUCCUGUCUGCACUUGGCUACUUGCAGAUUCAGAACAACAUUUCUCUAUCUGAAGAGCUUUAAACCCAGCACUUCUGUGGGUUUAUUGUUGACCAAGUCCAUCUGCCCUGUCUGUUCUAAUUGCAGCUGUAAGUGCUGUUUUGCUGCUGAAAACAGUUAUAGUUUUCCCUCUAAUUUGAGGCUGGCAGAAUGGAAGACACUGCGUGCUGUAGGAGUAUUGUCCACUUCCCUGAACAUUUGCUUCCAUCUUACUUUUUCUUUCGUGAAAACAUGUGGUUAAAGAUAUCUCUGUCUAUGUACAGAAUGAAAAUGGUCAUUUUGAGAAGGUGAUGGGGGCAGUUUGUCCCAGCCCCUGUUUUGACCAAACAGAGAAGCCAUCCUAGUUCAUUUUAGUAUCCGGAAGCCCCACGGUUCAUUUUUAGCCAUGGGAAUUCAUGCACCCAGGUCUCUGGCUGAUUCUUCUGCCUCCUACCUACAGUUUUCUCUGAUCGCACGUUAGGGCUGACUCACCUGAUCUGGCAAUAAGCAAUGUAUUUGCAACAAGAUCCAAUAAGCAAUGUAUUUGCAACAAGAUCCAAUAACAAAGUUACCUAUGUGGCACUUAGAGGUGUUGAUGUGCUCCCAGGAGAGUUGCACAGUGGGUUCAGAGAACAAUACUGCCUUGUCUCUUUGCAUCUCUUGCUCCAUUAAAGCUCUUUUGCUGUGGAAAUGAAGGCAGCCCUUAGGAUGGGUUAAGACAGAGUUGGCCAGCAGUCAAAUUCAGCUCCCGCUUUUACUGAGAAGGAGCCAUGUCCCUCACCCCUCGUCUGCACCAGCUGCUGUUGGUUGUUCCAAACAGCAAGUUGAAGGGGCUAUAUGCCCUUUUCCUGGGACAGUGCUUCCUUGCUCUCUCUUCGCCAAACAGUCUUUUUGGUCUCAGAGGUGUCUGUCUCAUUUCUGCAUCUCAGACCUCAUUGAUCACAAUUUUCCUCACAUGGGACAAUGCUAUUUCUGUUUUUCCAUACUAAAUGAGGACUAUUUCUGUUUUCUUCCCAGACUGAACACUAGAACUGGUAGUGCUUCAUAUUGCUGACACAAGUACUGUAUUUGGCUCAUUGAAAGCGUGACAGGAUUGGUUCCUUGUUCGUCUAAGAACGUAGGCUCAGUUCCCAGCACGUACUGUAUGUGUGGGGUCAUCCUUCACAGGAUCACAGGCACCAGAUGCCUUCCCUGUCCUACUGCUCCUCAGACUGGGGGGUUGCCCCAUGCUGUCUUUGAGGUGGGAACGGACCUUGGUCUGGAACAGUGCAUCCCAGUAAGGAAGAUGCUGAGAACCGUUGUGCUAAUAGAAUUGUUUCCUUCAGCUGUCCAACACUUCUCCCUUUUGCUUGGUAGCUACAUAGGCCCUCUGACACUGAGCAGUGAGGGCUUGCAGCAGGCUCUUAUGCCCUGUGGCAGGAGGUACCUCCUCUCUGUACCUUGCACGUAAAAUGAGGCUAAGUUCACUGACUACCUCAUCAGGAGGAGGAAGGUGGCCUGGGGGCUCGGUUUGCUGGUGUUUGCCAUGCGCUUUGAGAUCUGCAAGGCUCCAGAGGGAAGGGCCACGUGUUUUCCUACAUGUAUUGCCCUCCCUCCCCUCCCACAAUCACCAAAGCACUUGCCCACCACCAGCAAAACCCUUCCCAGGCAGCCCCGAAGCCAGGACUCGCUGUGUGGGGGACAGCACCACGCCUUGUGGCACAAGAGCCGUAUGCCGGGGCGGGGGGGGGGGGGUCCCUUGGCUUGGUGCAUCCCAGGCAGGCUGGAGGCCUCUCGCUGCACCUCGCUCCUUCUUGCAGACUCUAGAAGCCUGUUUGUUUGUCUCUGUCGCUCUAUAUUAUGUAAGCGCGUAUAAGUCUACAUUACCGUGGGCGGGUGGGGGUGUCAACGGAAGAUAGAUGUAGCUGUGUAAAUGCCAUAUCUAUGCUUUAACCAUUAGAGGAUUGAUUUUUUUUUUUUUUAUUUGGUGUUUGUUUUUUAAUAAACAAAAAGAAAAUGCUUGACUGGUUUCAAGCACAAUUGUGAA
Messenger RNA from Rhea pennata, 6476 nucleotides. It is a transcript of the gene SH3PXD2B, whose product is annotated as SH3 and PX domains 2B. Gene Ontology annotation, biological process: superoxide anion generation. The coding region runs from base 52 to 2880 and encodes 942 amino acids. Gene Ontology annotation, molecular function: protein binding; superoxide-generating NADPH oxidase activator activity; phosphatidylinositol binding. Lineage: Eukaryota; Metazoa; Chordata; Aves; Rheiformes; Rheidae. Gene Ontology annotation, cellular component: cytoplasm. The record is from RefSeq and is a predicted model, not a curated record. The transcript is spliced from 15 exons.